AUGUCUCUACUGGACUCCAGCGCCAUGCGUUUGAGAGUGCAGCUGGGUAAGAAGCGCAACAGGAGAGCCCCUCCCUCUAGAGUCGCCAGCCACAGCGCACUGCUGUCUGUCCUGCCAGAGAACCAGUACAAAGAUUCCACAGAAGAGAAGGGUGAGCCAUGUGAGCAGGAGGAUCCUGACUCUGAGGAGAAACUAAGAGGUGCCCCCUCUUCCUCCUCCUCCUCCUCCUCGUCUCAGCCCCAGAGAGUGGCCCUGUUCCCAGGCAUGGACCCCUCUGCCCUCAAGGCCCAACUGAAGAAGAGAAGUGACUCUGAUAGCCCACCAGAGGGCACUGUUGCUCCCUCUCCAUCUCAGCUCUCUCUCUCCCCAAAGUCACCCUUCCUGCUCGAGUGCUGCCCCCACCCACUGCAGGCAAAGAGAAUGGCGAGCGACCUCAAGCAGUACGAGUCGGCAACAACAUCUUGA
This is a messenger RNA of Clupea harengus (Atlantic herring), 465 nucleotides long. RefSeq lists its product as uncharacterized. NCBI's taxonomy places the organism in Eukaryota, Metazoa, Chordata, Actinopteri, Clupeiformes, Clupeidae. The record is from RefSeq and is a predicted model, not a curated record. The coding region runs from base 1 to 465 and encodes 154 amino acids. The transcript is spliced from 4 exons.